Molecule: messenger RNA, 1659 nt
Organism: Sycon ciliatum
Lineage: Eukaryota; Metazoa; Porifera; Calcarea; Leucosolenida; Sycettidae
Exons: 3
Coding region: 236-1627 (463 amino acids)
Source: RefSeq, a predicted model, not a curated record
UGUGUGUGUGUGUGUGUGUGUGUGUGUGUGUGUGUGUUGUGUGUGUGUGUGUGUGUGUGUGUGUGUGUGUGUGUGUGUGUGUGUGUGUGUGUGUGUGUGUGUAUUUUGCCGCACUGUGUGUUAUUCUCUACAGACCGGCAGUACGUAAUCUUCUGACAAAUUCUCAGUAAUCCACACCAUACACUGUACGCUAUACACCCGUGUACUACUGAAUAUACAACAUCAUCAGGAGAACAUGUUUGCUUCAAAGUUACAUGGCAAUCUCAAGACUGUCAGUAAGUUUGUUCAGCGUGGUUAUGCUGUGAGUGUACAGAGCCGGUUAGUCCAGUCAACCAGCGGAUCAAGGUUAUGUGUUACUAGCAAGGUGAAUCAGACAUCAGCACAGUCCAGACAGUCAGUUAGGUGGAGAUCAGAUCAGUCUGGUCGUCAAGUCUCUACGGUACAUGAUGCUGUUGAUGCCAUUGAUUCAAUCUGUGAUAGCAUUUGGAAGAAACGCACUGAUCAACCCGCCAGUGAACUGAUAUCACAAUGUUCUCUCAUUCAACGUCAUGUUACUGAACUACUGAGUGCGAAAAAGAUCACGACCCUCCUGCACGCAUGCGCUCUUAUCAAUUCUCCUUUCAGUGAGGAGAACACUGACGUCACCAAGCUGACAGUGUCUUUACUUAAUCAGCUAGCCAGUCUACCUACUGAAAUCUGGCAAGAAAGCAAGAACCAACACAACCUGUUAUGGGCAGUGUGCUGGGCCGCAAAGUGCCGAUGUUCAACUACAGAAUUCACGAAGUUACUACAACAGCAGCUUGAUGUCAUGCGCAUUGAGGAAUGUAGAUGUGUUGUUCAGUGUGCAUAUGCAUUGUUUAAAUUGAAUUCACCGGACCGUUGCCUGGCCCAACACCUGAUGAAUCGCUAUUUGACCAUACAGAGUACAGAUGUUCCCACUGAGCGGCGCAAUGCUGAAGUACAUGGACUACUUCUCUACUGUACACUGUGUGGUGUAGAGUGCAGUGCCUUGCUGAAGCUGAUCAAUGUUAAUCUUCUGAUACACAGACGCUUACCUCACGUUGUGCAAUUGCUAUAUUUACACAACACCCUCCCUGUCACUAACAAACAGCGGCUACAGAUAUUGAAAAGAUCAUACGAUUUUGUGCGGUACGAGAAGGAUUUGACAAGUCAGCAGUCAGGUGGAAUGUAUGACAUGCUGUCAUACUUCAUUGGCUCAAAGUACACCACUGGCAUAUCUCUGGUUGAUGGUGUGAAAGUUCAGGCAUUCUGCAUCUUCAACCAAGACCAUGAACCAGUGGAGACUGACGCGUAUCCAGCUGAUGUAUACAAAGGUGUAUCAGUAGAUAUGACUGCAGCUAGAUGUCAUGGUUUCAGUGUUGUGGCCUAUCUGGGUGUGAGGGACAACCCGUUCACCCAGUUCCUACGUCAUCCUGUACAUUCACCUACCGGGUAUGAAACUCUUCAGGCAUCGGCACUCAAAUCUCAAGGAUGUUAUAUUAUUCCGAUGGAACUCAAAUAUGGCGCUCGGCACUCGCAGAAAAGCAGCCACAUUAUCCCGGAUUUGCUGAUCAAUUAUCCGCAUCACAUCACCGUGUUCAAAGACCUGUUAUCUGCCAAGCAGUGAUGAACAUACACACUGAUGUCAUGCUGUACAAG